Messenger RNA from Scylla paramamosain (green mud crab), 1892 nucleotides. RefSeq lists its product as uncharacterized. The record is from RefSeq and is a predicted model, not a curated record. The transcript is spliced from 2 exons. The coding region runs from base 261 to 1223 and encodes 320 amino acids. NCBI's taxonomy places the organism in Eukaryota, Metazoa, Arthropoda, Malacostraca, Decapoda, Portunidae.
UCUCAUACCUGGAGUCAUGGGGAGGUGAAGCAGUUAGUGAGACGCUGAGACUUUGGUGGAGAAGCUCACCACACACGCACACACACACUCACCGCCUGACGAUGGACGCAGGUAUGGCAGCUUGUUCCGAAGUGACGGCGAGGUGAGGAAGUGUUUCGCCUCCACGGAUUUGAAGCGCUUCGGUGCAGUCUUGCAACUUUCCUUUGUUGGGAGGCUGAGACGAUCUAUAUAAUCAUUACUUCUGUGCAGGCGAGGCAGUGAUGGCUAGCACAGGACUCACAGCUCCGGCCUGCCUGGUGGUGAUGGCAAUGGCAGCGUGGUGUGGUGGCACUUCUAACACCACGCACGAGACACCACCUCUCACAUUCACACACCACAACCACACGAAAGUCAUUCAGGACAUGGCUGAUAAGGCGACGCACAUCCACUACAGUGUACUAGGCGUGAGUCACAAACUACGAGAGGAGAAGGAAAGAAAACUACUUGACGGGGAUCAGGAAGACGAUGCUAGUGGUGAAGAGAGUGACCUUGUGCACGAUUUCAGGCCUUCCGGGGCUGCUGGUGUCUCAGAGGAUGUGAGGGUAGUGAGUGGGGCGUCCUUGAAUGCUCUGUAUGAACUGUAUGCUCUUGCUUCCUACAUUGCCUCUGUCAGUAAUGAAGGAAAGACAAGCAGUGAGUUGAAGGGAGCUAGUGUUGUAUCUGCCUUUGAUAAGAAGCGUUUGAAUGAGAUAAAAGGAUCUGAUACCGCAUAUGCCAGUGAUAAAAAUAGUUUGAAUGAGAAAAAGGGAGCUGGUAUUGCUUCUUCCAGUGACAAGAAGCGUUUGAAUAAAUUAAAGGGAUCCGAGAAUGGACAUUUAAACGCUCUAUAUACCUUGUACUCCUUGGUCAAUUACGUGAGAGGCGAGGUAGUGCACAUCGAGACCGCAAAGACACAAGAACGCAAGGGAAAGCAGAAGAGGACUACAUCAGAAGCGGAUCGGUUAUUAGCACUGCACGGCGAGAAUCGGACCAGGGAGGCGAGCGAGGAAGCUGACAGUGAGGCAGGCGAGGAAACAGGCGGCCGCAAAUGGUCCUUAUACGUGGUGGUUUCCGUGAGUGUGCUGGUCGUCGUGAUGAUCAUACUGCUGGCAGCGUUGUGUAUCGUGCGCUUCUGUAGGCGAGCGGUAUUUAGUUUCGGCUCCAGGCGGCCCAUUGUGAGGGGCAUGUGCAGCCCUGUCAAGUAGCUCGCCCUUCUCUUGCUGCAUUUGGGUGUGUCUUACGUAGCUUGGCAGGAUUUGAGUCAUGUUGGGUAACCUGACCUAGCCCUGUCUUACCUGGUCUUACGUGUUUGUUAAUUUGACAGGGUUUGGUUGUAUUUUGUAACUUGAUCUGUCAAGUAACCCGCCUCCAUGUCUUUGUAUGUUUGGAUGUUAGUUCGGCAGGUUUUGGUUAAUGUUUGGUGAUAUGAACUGUCUGUCUUACGUGUUUGUUAAUUGGCAGGGUUGGUUCGUGUCUGAUAACCUCGUCUAGCUUCGUCUUGCAUUGUCUUAGCUAACAUGUCCUAACCAAACUUUGCUUAACUUGAUCUAAACAAAUUUAACCUCACCUAAUUCCAGCAAACUACUUUACCUUACGUUACUGUACCUUACCUUACCUUAUCUAACCUAAACUUAACCUUACCUUACCUUACCUUACCUUACCGAACGUAAAUUAACCAAACCUUACCUGACGUAACUUAACCUUACCUAACUUCAACCAACCUACCUUACCUUACCUUAACUUAAGCUAUCCUCACUUCGGUAAUGUUCUUCUCAGCUUAUUUAUGAUUAAGAAGGGAAGAUAAUGAAUAUUUGAAAGCAUAAAGGAGUGUUAAAAUAUAUUAUUGCAUGAAUAAUUAAAAUAUGUACGUAAGA